Molecule: messenger RNA, 1411 nt
Organism: Merops nubicus (carmine bee-eater)
Lineage: Eukaryota; Metazoa; Chordata; Aves; Coraciiformes; Meropidae
Product: squamous cell carcinoma antigen recognized by T-cells 3-like
Exons: 12
Biological process (GO): RNA processing
Molecular function (GO): protein binding
Source: RefSeq, a predicted model, not a curated record
CUUUCCAUCAAUGCUUUUGACUAUAACUGCCACUUGGAUCUGAUAAAGCUGCUGCGCCAGGAGGGAGAGCUGGUCAAGCUGAGAAGAGCUCGUCAGAAGAUGAGUGAACUCUUCCCACUUACUGAAGAAAUUUGGCUGGACUGGCUGAAGGAUGAGAUAAAAAUGGCUUCUGAAAGCUCGGAGCGGGAGAAGGUUUAUGAGCUGUUUGAGAGAGCUGUGAAAGACUACAUCUGUCCUGAAAUUUGGUUGGAGUACGCCCAGUAUUCGAUUGGUGGCAUUGGUCAGGAAGGAGGGAUUGAGAAAGUUCGCUCCAUAUUCGAGAGGGCGUUGACUGCAGUCGGCCUGCAUGUGACCAAGGGAACAGCUCUCUGGGAAGCAUACAGAGAGUUUGAGAAUGCCAUCCUGGAGACAGCCCAGCCAGCUCCUGGCAGUGUUCCAUCCCCUGAGCAGCAGCAGAUGCUCUGCAGCCAGCUCGAGAAGAUCCACACGCUCUUCAGGCGCCAGCUGGGGAUCCCUCUGCUAGAUAUGGAGGCUUCCUAUGCUGAAUAUGAGGAGUGGUCGGAGGAGCCGAUACCAGAAACGAUAGUGAAGAGUUACAAAAAAGCUCUACAGCAGCUGGAGAAGUAUAAACCCUAUGAAGAGGCACUGCUGGGUGCUGAAACACCAAAGUUAGCAGAGUAUCAAGCUUACAUUGACUUCGAAAUGAAGGCAGGGGAUCCAGCUCGCAUUCAGCUGAUCUAUGAGAGGGCUCUGGCUGAGAACUGCCUUGUGCCAGAUCUUUGGGCACGCUACAAUCAAUAUUUGGACCGGCAGCUGAAAGUGAAAGAAUUGGUCCUGUCUGCUCACGACCGUGCUGUGAGGAACUGUCCCUGGACUGUUGGGCUGUGGAUUAGGUACCUUCUGGCAAUGGAGAGGCACAGAGUCGAUCAUGGCACCAUUGCUGAAACUUUUGAAAAAGCUCUGAAUGCAGGUUUUAUUCAGGCAACAGACUAUGUAGAAAUCUGGCAGGCGUAUCUGGACUACCUGAGGAGACGAGUGGAUUUCACCCAAGACUCCAGUAAGGAACUGGAGGAGCUGCGGUCUGCGUUUGCACGUGCUGUGGAGUAUCUGAAACAAGAAGUAGAAGAGAGAUUCAGUGAAAGUGGAGAUCCAUCCUGCACCAUCAUGCAGAACUGGGCAAGAGUUGAGGCUCGCUUAUGUAACAACAUGCAGAAAGCCAGAGAGCUCUGGGACAACAUAAUGACUAAAGGAAAUGCCAAAUAUGCCAACAUGUGGCUGGAGUAUUACAACCUGGAAAGGGCUCACGGGGACACCCAGCACUGCAGGAAGGCCUUGCACAGAGCUGUGCAGUGCACAAGUGACUACCCUGAGCAUGUCUGUGAGGUGCUGCUCACCCUGGAGAGGAUAGAAG